AUGAUCCCUCCAUACACUGCCAUUUUGGCGUUAGCCAGCACGACCCUUGCCGCACCAACGUUGUCUGCACGCGAGAACUUCGAUGAGUCCUGGGAUGACCCAUUCAUCCCAGAGCCGAUCAGCUUCGAGAUCCGGAACGCCGGCGCUCAAUGCGACUACCAGCUUGUAUACGAGCGUUUCUCAGUAGACAACCGGUACUCCAUCGACUACAUCGCAGAAUAUGCCGAUGGAAGCCAGACAAAAGUGAACGGACUUUCCGGAACAUUGGCGAGAGACAAGCUCUGGCUUGUAGACGGCCUGGAAGAAGAUCGAGCAUUUCAAGUCGUGUUCUUCCAGGACAUCUGCAGUUCAGGCACGGCACCAAGCUCCUUCCGCGUCAACGCCAGACUAAAAGGCGGCUUUACCUAUGAGAACAACUGGACAUCUGACAGCUUCGACAUCACCGAAGGCAGCCUCCCAGGCAACCCCCAGAACGUCCAAAUCUCGUCCGCGGAAGACAGCAGCACGGUGUCUUGGGAUGCUGUGCAAGGUGCCAGUGGCUACGUCGCCAUUGUCCGAUGGCUUGUUGAUUCUGAGCUGGGACCAGACUCGAUUCCGUUCGUGUGGGCUCGUGAAGUCGGAGCGGAUGCCACGUCGUUCACGUAUGAUCGUGAUUUCACGUCUGCGUCGGUGGUUGCGAUUGGAGACAAUGUGGCUUUCACGCCGUUGGAUGUCGCGUAUGAUGUGACUCCAUCAUGA
This is a messenger RNA of Fulvia fulva, 738 nucleotides long. RefSeq lists its product as uncharacterized. The record is from RefSeq and is a predicted model, not a curated record. Bases 1 to 738 code for a protein of 245 amino acids. Gene Ontology annotation, molecular function: protein binding. NCBI's taxonomy places the organism in Eukaryota, Fungi, Ascomycota, Dothideomycetes, Mycosphaerellales, Mycosphaerellaceae. The transcript is spliced from 3 exons.